This is a messenger RNA of Saprolegnia diclina VS20, 2304 nucleotides long. RefSeq lists its product as hypothetical. The coding region runs from base 1 to 2304 and encodes 767 amino acids. The transcript has 4 exons. The record is from RefSeq and is a predicted model, not a curated record. Lineage: Eukaryota; Oomycota; Saprolegniomycetes; Saprolegniales; Saprolegniaceae.
AUGAGCUCGUCCGCGCUGGCGCCCACGCCGAGCUCGCCGCCGCCGCCGUCGUCGCGCCAUGGCAACCACCGGACGGCGCACAUCUGGGAACACUUUGUCAAGCGCCACGACCUCGGCAAGUACCACAACAACUGGCGCGUCGAGUGCAAGCACUGCCGCGCUGGCCACGAGGCGGGCACGGGCGCGCCGCCCGAGGUGCUCAUCUCGACCAAGCCCAAGAUGAUUGCGCACCUCAAGGCAUGCGCGUUCGCACCGCGCGCCGAGCUCGCGUACCUCGACUUGAUCGAAGCCGAGCCCCGCGUCGUGCGCAAGGACAAGCCGACCAAAGAGAACGACGUGCGCAACGACGUUAGCAGCAGCGAGACGCGCAAGGACGCCGUCGACCCCGAAGCGCACCUCUCCAAGAAGGCGCGUGGCGACAAGAUCAAGAUUGCGCGGCCGCACGUCAAGCGCACGCACACGUACCAGAACCCCGCGACCGCCCACGUGUGGGAGCACUUUCUCAAGCGCCACGACCUCGAAAAGUACUACAACAACUGGCGCGUCGAGUGCAAGCACUGCCGCGCCGCGUAUGAUCACCGUGGCGACGACAACUCGGUGCCCGAGCCCAAGAUUAUCAUUUCGGCCAUGCUCAAGAUGAAGGCGCAUCUGAAGAAAUGCGCCUACAUCCCACCGGGCGUCGUCCUCGCCAUGGAUCUGCAACCGUCGCCGCCCAAGUCGACCGCCGGCCUCGCGGCCAUCCGCGCGCUCGUGCCACGACGCAACGACAAGUGCAUCGUCGCGGUCCGGUCCGACGUCGAGCAAGAGCCGUUCUGGAUCGCGUGCUUGGUCGACGAGGUCGACACGGCGGUGAUGGCAAGCGACCGCGUCGUGAAUGUCACGUGGCUCUCCAAGACGAGCCGGGGAUUUUACAUCUACGCCAACGACGACACCGUACCGCUCGGUGCGAUCCUCUGCGAAGUCUCGCUCGACGAGAUCCAUCCGGACGAAUUUGCGAUUCCGCGCAUUUUCCUCGACAAGAUUCGAGAUGCUUUGGCGCGCAACACGACGAUUCCGUUCGUGUACAAGCGCAAGCGGGAGGCGCCGAGUAGCGGCCACCCGCUGCCGUCGCUCAAGCGACAAAAGGUCGAGCCGCAGACGUCGUUUCUGACGCUGCCGACCCGCAGCGUCGAUGUAAACGCUGGCAACCACCGGCGCACCGCCAACUACCACAUCUGGGAGCACUUUACGAAGCGCACCGACAUGGACAAGUACCAUUCGUAUUGGUACGUCGAGUGCAACCACUGCCGGUAUGCGUACGCCCACCGCGGCUCAACCGGGUACCCGGCGACGACGCCCGAGCCGACCCCGUUCCGGUCGACCGUCGCCUACAUGCAGACGCACCUGGACAAGUGCGUGUACGCGCGAGCUGCAAUGGCGUCGGCCGCGCCGUGGCAGAGCAACAACAACACUACGACGACCAACUCCACUACCAACGCGCCAUGGCAAGGCGCGCCGAUGCCAGCAAGCAUGCACCCCCCCGCGUCGUCCGUGCGCAGUGUCGCGCCGCCGGGGGGGCACUACCCCAUGUACCACCCGGGCCCCCCGAGUAUGGUGUUUGCCACCCCCCACGGACCGCCGACGGCGAUAUUGCCCGGCUUGCGGCUUGUCGACGAAGACGCGCAGAGCGUCACGAGCAGCGCAGCGUUUGAGGCCGAGCUCACGUCGCGGGAAGAUGCACUUGAGUCGCCCGAGUUUGCGAGUCCGAUUUGGCGCCACUUUGUCAAGCGCAGCGAUGUGCCCAAGUUUUACUACUUUUGGAAGGUCGAGUGCAAGCACUGCCGGUACGCGUACGACGUGCAGCGGGCGACGCGCAACGAACCCGUCCUAAUCGACUCGGACCCCGUGCUCAUGCGCUAUCACAUUGAGCACUGCCGGUGGAUCACUGCGCCCGGCGAGAUCGUUGACCGCGUGCUCUCAGCGUCGUCCAGCGCAGCGCCAAAGAUGGCCGGUGACGACGUCCACGUGGUCUUUCCGGCCAUGACGGUCGUCGCCGUGCGCAGUGACCAGAGCAAGCGCGAAUUUUGGCUCGCGCAGCUCGGGUUUGACGUGACGGCCGGGAUGCUGCGGUCACCCGACCCCGCGACCGUCGACGUGACGUGGCUCGACAAGUCGCACUCGAGCGGCAUGUACAGCUUUGGCGCCGACGAGCCGAUUCCAGUGACGUCGAUUUUGUGCGACUUGGAGCUCGAAGAAGUCGCGCCCGGCGCGUUCCUCGUGCCGCCGCUGCAUGUGGACCGGAUUCAACACUAUUUGCUUGUGUAA